GAGUUCUUACUUAUUUGGUAAUAGAUAUUGAAGAUAUUAACAAUAAAGCUUAGAGCAUAAUAAGAAAUAAAAUUUUAUUUUAAAAGAGUAAAUAUUUUCCAGAAAUUUGAGUAAUUUAAUAUGACACUAACCCCAAAAUCUGAUCGUUUAAUAAUACUUUGUAAGACUGUAACCCUACUUCAUCCCCAACUUCUUGGCAAUUACUUUUAAAAUGUGAAAUUCAGAGAGAAAUUAUUCUAAACAAACUAUAAAAAAGCAAGUAGUAAUUUUUUCCAUAGUUAUCUAUCGUACAGUAUUACAAAUCUAAGUGAGUGCAGUAACUGCCUAGGACUCUAAGUGCCGCUGUUCACCUACUUAGAAGAUAAAUGUAACAAAAAACCAUUCGGAUACUCAGGGCUCCCACCUCACAGAGACCAGCAGAUCUCACAAACCAACUGCAGGACUGCAGCAAAAUUCCGGCCCUACAUUUGGGACACUUCAGCUUUUCAUAAGGUGAUCUACAUAGCUGCAGCAACAAGGUAAACAAGACAUAUUUGCCCAAUGAGGAUUCUCAGUGGAUUCCUUAGCGAAAGAACAAUGGCCGCUCCAAAGAAUUACAGAGGACGCGGCGAGCUGGUACUGUUGUGCGCGCUCCUGGGCACGCUCGGAGAGAUGGGGAGAGGACAGAUCCGCUGUUCCGUGCCUGAAGAGAGCCAUAAAGGUUUCUUCGUGAGUAACAUCUCCAAGAAUCUGGGGCUGGAGUCACAAGAGCUAGCUAAGCACGGAGUCCGCAUCAUCUCCAGAGGCAGGACGCAGCUCUUUGUUCUGAACCCUCGAAGCGGCAGCUUAGUCACGGCGAGCAGGAUAGACCAGGAGGAGCUCUGCGCUCAGAGCGGGCGGUGUCUGGUGAACUUUAAAGUCCUGGUUGAAGACAGGGUGCAACUUCACGGAAUAGAAAUAGAAGUAACUGAUAUCAACGAUAAUAACCCGAAAUUCCAGGUCGAAAAUCUGGAAGUAAGAAUUAACGAAAUCGCUUUGCCCGGAACACGUUAUCCACUCCCAGAGGCUGUUGACCCAGAUGUGGGCUUGAAUUCCCUGCAGAGCUAUCAGCUCAGCCCCAAUCACUACUUCUCCCUGGACAUGCAAACUGGAGACGACGGAACUCUAAGCCCAGAGCUGGUGCUGGAGCGUGCCCUGGACCGCGAAGAGGAGGCUGCUCACCAACUCGUCCUCGUCGCCUCCGAUGGAGGCGAGCCGCGUCGCUCCAGCACUGUGCACAUCCGAGUGACAGUGUUGGAUACAAAUGACAAUGCCCCAGUUUUUGCUCAACCGAUUUACCGAGUGAAAGUCCCAGAGAACGUGCCCCCGGGUACCCGGCUGCUUGCUGUAAGCGCUAGCGACCCGGAUGAGGGUACCAACGGAGAAGUGGCUUAUAAAUUCUGGAAAAUUAGUGAAAAACAAUCUCCGUUAUUCCAGCUUAACGAAAAUACUGGCGAAAUAUCAACAGCAAAGGCUUUAGAUUAUGAAGAAUGUGCAUUUUAUGACAUGGAAAUACAGGCUGAAGAUGGUGGGGCAUUGAAGGAUCGGACCAAAGUACUCAUUUCAGUGGAAGAUGUCAAUGACAAUAGACCCGAAGUGACCAUUACAUCUUUGUUUAGCCCCGUCUUGGAAAAUACUCUUCCUGGGACAGUAAUUGCCUUCUUGAAUGUGCAUGACCAAGACUCUGGGAAGAAUGGUCAAGUUGUGUGUUACACACAUGAUAAUUUACCUUUUCAGUUAGAAAAAUCAGUAGAUAAUUAUUAUAGAUUAGUGACGUGGACAUAUUUGGACAGAGAAAAGAUCUCUAUGUAUAAUAUCACAGUGAUGACCUCAGAUCUAGGAACCCCACCUCUAUCUACUGAAAUUCAUAUUUCCCUGCUUGUGGCAGAUACCAAUGACAAUCCACCCAUUUUCCCUCAUGCCUCCUACUUAGACUAUAUCUUGGAGAACAACCCCAGAGGUGCCUCUAUCUUCUCUGUGAUAGCCCACGACCCUGACAGUGGCAGCAAUGCCCAGGUCACUUACUUUCUGACCAAAGACACCAUCAUGGGGGCGCCUCUCUGCUCUUAUGUCUCCAUCAACUCUGACACUGGCGUCCUGUAUGCGCUGUGCUCCUUUGACUAUGAGCAGAUCCAAGACUUGCAGCUACUGGUGAUAGCCAGUGACAGUGGGGACCCUCCACUCAGCAGCAAUGUGUCACUGAGCCUGUUCAUAUUGGAUCAGAACGAUAAUGUGCCAGAGAUCCUGUACCCCAUGCUCCCCACUGAUGGCUUCACGGGCGUGGAGCUGGCACCCCGCUCCGCAGAGCCAGGCUACUUGGUGACCAAGGUGGUGGCAGUGGACAGAGACUCGGGCCAGAAUACCUGGCUGUCCUACCACCUGUUCAAGGCCAGUGAGCCAGGACUCUUCACAGUGGGGCUGCACAUGGGUGAGGUGCGCACAGCGCGGGCCCUGCUGGUCAAAGACGCGCUCAAGCAGAGCCUGGUGGUGGCUGUCCAGGACCAUGGUCAGCCCCCUCUCUCUGCCACUGUCACACUUGCCUUGGCCAACAGCAUCCCAGACCUCGUUGCCAACCUAAGUAGCUUCCGGACCCCCACCAACUCUGAUGAUUCAGACCUCACACUGUACCUGGUGGUGGCAGUAGCCGUUGUUUCCUGCAUCUUCCUCACAUUUGUCAUUGUGCUGCUGGCUCUCAGACUGUGGCAGUGGCACAAGUCCAGUCUUCUCCAGGCUUCAGGUGGUGGGUUCGCAGGCCUGCCGGCCUCAGGCUUUGUGGGCACGGAGGGAGUACAAGCUUUCCUGAAGACCUAUUCCCACAAGGUCUCCCUUACCUCUGAUUCGCACGGGAGUCACAUGAUCUUUCCUCAGCCCAGCAAUGCAGACACGCUCAUCAGCCAAGAGAGCUGUGAGAAAAAUGAUUCCUUGUUAACAUCUAUAGAUUUUCAUGAAUGUAAGGAUGAAGCUGCUUCUGUUCAGGUGAGUUCAGUUCUUUGUUUAUUUCUUAGAGGAAUUAUAUUUUGUAUAAAUAAUUUGUGCUUUGAAACAUGCAUUGUGAAGAAAGUUUAAAAAUAACUUUUGA
Hippopotamus amphibius kiboko is the source of this 3097-nucleotide messenger RNA. RefSeq names its product protocadherin gamma-A8-like. Gene Ontology annotation, biological process: homophilic cell-cell adhesion. The record is from RefSeq and is a predicted model, not a curated record. Gene Ontology annotation, cellular component: plasma membrane. Lineage: Eukaryota; Metazoa; Chordata; Mammalia; Artiodactyla; Hippopotamidae. Gene Ontology annotation, molecular function: calcium ion binding.